AAGAGUCUCUUUCCGAGCAGAGUCGCGAGAGGCAAAGCUCACCGAGCGCGCCAGCCAGUCAGAGCGUCGCUGCUGCUGCUGCCUGACAUUCAAUCGAGAGAGAAAGGGAGCCGCGGACGCACAGAGAGCGAAAAGUGCAGGCUCCCUCGGGAAAGGAAAGGGAAGAAAUAAAAGAGGAAGGAAGCCAAUAAAGACAGAAGAACGAGAAAGAAAAGAUUCAGGCGAGAAGGAGCGACCUUCCCUAUAUCCUACGCAUUUAGGAUCUGCUAUUCCUUUUUUCUAUUAAUUUAUUCCACCACCACGAUCGGCUGAGAGGUUUCGCUUUCCUCGCUAAGCAACUUGGAUUUUUUUAUUUUUUAUUUUUGGUUAAGCGGAAAGAAAGAGGGGGGACAUUUUCUGCUCCUCUUCUUCACGCCUAGCAGAGGAGAGUCCCGAAUCGAACUGGGCUGAGCGAUCCCGGGCCCCGAAGGUGGUGCUAAGACGAGAGAGAGAACCCCCCCCCCCAAACCACACAGCCACUUCUGCUUGGAAGCAGCGACAGCGGCUGCAGGAUCCAAGCCCACGCGUGCGUUCGAUAGAGACCUGGGGGAGAGAAAAUGCAUUGAAACUUCGCGCAAACUUUCCUCGCUUCCCCCUCUCUAUUUUUUUUUUUUUUGGUGUGUGUGUGUCUGCCUGUGCAGUGCACGCUCGCUCGCGUGUGGUGUCUUGCCACCGAGGGUUGGAGAGAGAGUGAGAGAGUGGGCGGCUGGAAAUCUGUUACAAUUCAGAACCUUCUGACGAAUCUGGUGGGAUUCCUACGGAGAGACUCCGAAUCCGAAGCGAGGAAGCCCCGAGAGCCUUUCUGCAAGCCGAAAAGAGAGCCGAGAGGUGUGCGGAGGGGAGUCUGCGUCUCGGGUGCCUAGGGAGCCGGGCUUAUGGACGGGUGAAACCAGAGACUGAAGUCUCCCCCCUCCCCCCCACAACCCACCCCUGCGCUUUCCUUGAUCGGAGCGGCCCCAGGAAAAGGAAGAAGAGGAGUUCAAGAGAGCGAGCCAGCGCGGCUCCGACCAGCUACUCCGGCUCCUCUUUGCCUCGCGCCAGGAAUCAUGAACUUUCUGCUCGCUUGGAUGCACUGGGGGUUGGCCGCGCUGCUCUAUUUCCAGAACGCCAAGUUCUCGCAGGCUGCUCCUGCCCAGGGAGAUGGGGAAAAGCAACAGAGUGAGGUUAUCUCAUUUCUGGUGGUCUUUGAGCGCAGUGCCUGCAGGACAAUUGAGACCAUGGUGGAUAUUUUCCAAGAAUACCCUGACGAGGUGGAAUACAUUUUCAAGCCAUCCUGUGUGCCCCUGAUGAGGUGUGCAGGGUGCUGUAAUGACGAGGCGCUGGAGUGUGUACCCACAUCGACGUACAAUGUCACCAUGGAGAUCCUGAGAAUUAAACACUUUCAAGGCCAGCACUUAAGCCGGAUGAGCUUCCAGCAGCACAGAGAAUGUGAAUGCAGAGAGAGACCAAAGAAAGAAGUGAAACCUAGACAAGAAAAAAAAUCAAAGCGAGGAAAGGGGAAGGGUCAAAAGAGAAAGCGCAAGAGAGGCCGGUAUAAACCACAAAACUUUCACUGUGAACCUUGCUCAGAAAGGAGAAAGCACUUGUUCAAACAAGAUCCCCAGACCUGUAAAUGUUCCUGCAAAUUCACAGACUCACGUUGCAAGUCGAGGCAGCUUGAGUUAAACGAGCGCACUUGCAGAUGUGAAAAACCGAGACGGUGAGCAGCAGAGAAGAAAAGGAGUGGGGGAAGAGAGCCUUGGUUUCUGGAGCCUGAUAUCUCGCCUGGUCAAAAAACACUAAUCCAAAUGAACACUAAAAUGAAGGAUCAGUAGAGCACAGCACUUUUGAGUACGGACGAUGGACUCCGGAAGGAACAUUCCCCGAGGACCCUCACAAGAUUCACCUUUUGGUUUUGAACUGGUUUUCUAUAGAGACUUUCCUUCUCAUGCUGCUAAAUAAUAGAGCCAGGGAGACUGGAGUGGUAUGUUUUGGGACUCCCGUUUCACAUGAAUAAAAAUAUAUAUGUUUGUAAAUAUAGAUAUACAUAUAUAUUCUGAGUUUUAAGAGAGAAAAAAAACAUUGCUAACAUUAUUGGUGUCUUCACUGGAUAUAUUCAACUGCUGUGGACACAAGUGGGCUACUUGGGGCGUAAGAAAGAAACGAUGACUGGACUUCAGCCAAAAGCGCUCAGUGUAAUCUUCAUACUCUUGCUGACUCUGUUAAGCAUGCUGCUCCACCAAGCUCAGUUCCCCAGGCCCUGUCUUGUAUGGAGAGACAUUGGCACCAGAGAGGAGGUGGCAGGGCAUUCCAAAGAUGGGGCCUUGGAAUAUUAUGGGUCAAAAGGUCAAGGAAGUGACUCUAGCCACUAGGUCUGAGGAUUCGGUCAACUUCCCUCUCCCUCCUCUCCAAAACGAUCUGCCCCAACUUGUCUUGCAACCUGCCUGUUUUGAUGGGACACUGGUGUAUGUUGUCGAAUUGACUUUGCUGCAGGAACUUUGCCCUGGAUCUAUGUUCUGGCCUUAACGGUGCUUGUCAGUGGCUGGUGCUUGUCAACUUGAGCAGGCGUUGCUGGGCUCUACAAUCUUGCAACCUCUCUUUGCUACUUAAAUCAAGGAUAUAGGGGCUUGGCAGUACAUGGAAGCAAGAAUAUAUAGCCAGGCAGUUGAGCAGUGCUGUCUGCCAUCCUUAUGCACAGAGCUGCCAUUGAAGAUGCUUAUGGAACAUCUCUGGAAAGGGAUAUUAAUCUGAAGUAUAUAUGUACAAUAGAUUGGGGCGGGGGGUGAGUGUGUGUCUGUGUGGGGAGUAUAUGCACACAAAUAUACAGGUUCAAAAUUGGAAAGUGGCAUUUACAGCCUGCUGGGCAGUAUCCGAUGAGAGAUUACUUCUCGUUUUGUGAAUUCAUUAAUAUUCGCAAUCUGUUGUAACAUGAAUGUGCCAAGACAUCUUGUGCUAUGCUGGAGUUUUGUAACUUUAUUUCUGUCCACCAUCGUACUGGUGGCGUAAUGUUGCCUAUCCUACCAAUACACGGUCUUGUUUAUUUGAAAACGUG
Podarcis raffonei (Aeolian wall lizard) is the source of this 3070-nucleotide messenger RNA. It is a transcript of the gene VEGFA, whose product is annotated as vascular endothelial growth factor A. The record is from RefSeq and is a predicted model, not a curated record. Gene Ontology annotation, biological process: sprouting angiogenesis; vascular endothelial growth factor signaling pathway; positive regulation of mast cell chemotaxis. Bases 1086 to 1742 code for a protein of 218 amino acids. Gene Ontology annotation, molecular function: chemoattractant activity; growth factor activity; vascular endothelial growth factor receptor 1 binding. NCBI's taxonomy places the organism in Eukaryota, Metazoa, Chordata, Lepidosauria, Squamata, Lacertidae. Gene Ontology annotation, cellular component: membrane. The transcript has 8 exons.